Molecule: messenger RNA, 3099 nt
Organism: Salarias fasciatus (jewelled blenny)
Lineage: Eukaryota; Metazoa; Chordata; Actinopteri; Blenniiformes; Blenniidae
Product: nesprin-2-like
Exons: 13
Coding region: 1-3099 (1032 amino acids)
Source: RefSeq, a predicted model, not a curated record
AUGAGAGAGAUCUCACAACAAAGUGCUGCAGAGGAAAGACAAAUGUCGGAGGCCACAUCCCCUCCGUCCCUCUGCCAGGCAAUCCACAACAGUCUCCAUCAUCUUGAGCGGCUCAGACAGCAGUUGGAGGAAGCUCAGUCGGCCGUGCGGGCGUUAGAUCGCUUCCUGGCCACAGUGCGAGAAGCUGAGGCCGAGAUCCCAACCCUGCUGGCAGUGAAGGACUCGGGCUGGCAGAGAACCGACGCAGAGCGGGAACGGGAGAGACAGUCCUGGCAGGCCGCUUUGCAGAGGUUGCAGGCUGCUGCAGAACAGUCUGAUGGUGCCGACAGUCGUUUGAAGGCGGUGGGGAUGACUGUGACUGUGGACGGUGAGACUGCGACAUGCCAGGAUGUGUUGAAGUGUGUGUCCAAGCACGUCGUGGAGAUGGACAAGAGGCUGAUGAUUGCCGAGAAGAAACAGAGCGAAGAAGUGAUAGUUCUUAAGGAAAUGGAUAAAAUACACAAAAAAGAAGAAUUACACCAAAUAAGGACUCUGCUUCACUCUUCACAGCAAGAUGUGACUCAGAGGAUUCUCCCGUCAAGUGCCACAGAUGAAGAGUUGAGAUCGGAGGCCAAAGGAAGCAUGUUGGAAGGAGAACAUGAUAUAAAACCUCCUGCAGAGGAAGAAGACAAACUUCAAACAUGGCCAGCCAAAGAGGAUGCCUUAAAAACCAGAGACCGGAGACAAGGGAGGGUCAGCCCGGUCAGGAAGGAGGCCGAGAGGAAGGUUUUGGUGAAGAAGAAAGCUGCCUUGUUAGCAGCACUGAGGGAGACGAAGGCGGCAGCCGAGAAGCUGCGGCUGCAGGAGCCAACUUUACCUGCACUGCAACAGAGGACUCGUGCCUUGACAGAGCUGGAGAGAGCUCUCGCUGGCCUCCUGUCGGAGGUCCAGUAUAUCCGAGGUGCUUCGUCACAAUCAGAACUACCUGAGGAGAGAGAAACAGCGGAGGUGGAGGAUCUGUGGGAAGAGACAAAAAAAGCCGUGACUGAACGGUUUGAUCAGUGCUGCGUCCUCACAGAGCUGCUCAGGAGCUUCCAGAGCCUCCGCGCUGAGCUGAGUGGGACCCUGCAGAGAGCUGAAAGCACCAUCGGCGAACAAGCCUCCUACAUGGGCAGAAACAACCUGCAGAGGCUUCACACCAAGGUUCAGGAAGCAAAGGGCGAGCUGAAUGGCCUCGGAGACGCCAUCGAGGCAGUCCGGAGUGUCUGCAGGCAGCUUCACUCUCACUUACGCCAAAUCCCUGAUUGCACCUCGGUCCCCUUUGAGAAUGAGGCAGACACUCUGAUGGAUCGCUGGCUGGAUCUAUCAGAAAGGACAGAUUCCCACCUGGAAAACCUACGUCUGGCUUUGACUUUGUGGGACGGGGUCCUUCAGCUGGGGACAGAGGUGGAGAGCUGGACAGACGAUAAACUCGCAGCUUUCACUCAGUGUCCCUCCUUUCGGGACGAGGAUGCCGUCAAGACUUUGCAGAGCGAGAUUGAGACCCAGGAGGAGAAUAUUCAGCGCUUCCACCGGAGAUCCACUGAGAUUCAGCUGCUGCUUCAAAGCUCUGAGUUUCCUCUGGAGCUGCAGGUGGUGGAGACGCAGAUCAGGAAGAAGAUGGAGCAGCUGAAGGAGCUGGUUUCUGAAGCAGAGGAUGUUUACAGGCAGAUGGUGGCCACCAAAGAACAAAUGAGUGGAAGGAUAGAAGAGUGUCUCAGCAGCCUCCAGCAGGUCCAGGACUCCCUCCGCUGUCUGACAGGCCCUGAUGUCGUCACGAUCCUUACAAAACUUAAGGAGCUUUGCUGGCAGCUCCACAGCCAGGACGAGCAGGCGGAGAGUCUGAUGGAGGAUGUGCGUGUCAUGGCCUCCAUAGCCGGCGCAGAUAGCCUUCGCAGCCUGGCUGAGAGCGGCGCUCUGCUGCAGGAGCAAGUCAGAAAGACCCAGCGGCUCUUCUCUGAAGUGGAAGAACAGACUGACAGGAACAUCCAGGACCUCGACAGGCUGCAAGUGGAGAACGAGGGUCUGGAACAGUGGCUGCGUGCUGCUGAGGAAAAAGCAGCAAAGGGGGGAGAUCUUCAUCUCCUGAAAGAAGAAACGCUUCAGCAAAGUGUGAGGACCGAGCUUCUUAAUCAGCACAAGACGUCUUUACAAAGCAGCAACCUUCAGCAGGUGGCACUGCUCGAGGAGAGCGACCGACUGCUGAAGCGAUAUCUCAGCUUCCACGCUCGCAUGCUCGGCGACUCACAAGAGACGGGGCGGUCUCUGAACAGGGACCUUGACGCGUUUUCAACUUUGUCGACGUCGAUUCGGUCGCGGGUCAAGCAGCUGAGGCAGAUCGCUGAAGCUUCACUGGCUGGAAGCCUCCUGACUCCUGUGGAGCAGAAGCUUCACUCUGCACAAGCUGUGCUCGAUGCCACGGCCGAGGUGGGGGCUCGCCUGGAUGAGCUCAGGGUCGCCGGAGCCGGUCUGAGCCACAGACUGCCGAAUGGAGAUGAGCUGAAGGAAGAAGUGGAGGAGACCGUUCAGAAAGCAGAGCAGCAGUGGACGGACCUGUUGGAGUCAACGGAGCCUUAUUACGCGGUGCUUAAAGCUGAACCAGAACUCGCUUCUUUCUUCCUGAACCAAAGACGGGAGGCUUGCAGACGAGUGGAAGAGCUGCAGCGCCAAACGGAGAAUCUUGCUGCUCUGCUAUCCCGGCGUGCCACCGCUGAGCGCACACAAGCCCACCAACUUUCCCAAAAACUGCUGGAGGAAUGCGAUUCUGUUCAGUUAACCCUAAAGAGUCUGGCUGAACGGAGGAGUGAACUGGCCGAGCGGACCUGCAGCAGCAUCUGGCAGGACUCCUCCUGGGCUGGGCUGGACGUCCGAGGGUCAGCAGUGAUGGCAGAGCUACAGGGUGUGUGCUCUCGCCUCGAGGAAGGUGUGAGCAGCGAGGAUCAGUUUGGCCGGUUGCUGCAGGACUGCCAGCACAAACUGUCAUCCCUGCAGGAGAGGAUGUCGCUCUGUCAAACACUGAAGGAGAGCUCAGCUGGACCAAACACUGCUGUGUCUCCUCUGGAGGUCAGCUUCGUUAAAUGA